AGCUCGGAGGAUAACGUAACUCUGGAAGGUGAUCUACAACUGAGGUUGACUGGAGUGCUGAUUAAACAGAAAGGAGGGUUUCUUCCCCCAUGCUUUUUCCAAGAAGGAAGCAUUUCUACUUAGGAGAGGAGGGUGAACCUUGGCCAAUUACCACCCAGUCAGGAAUGGAUGCCCUGGGAGAGCCAAUGAGUACAAGAGGCGUGGGGUGUGCAGUGCCCAGUUGCUGAAGGAGGGCAACAUAAGGAACCCAGGCGGUGGAAUGGAGAGGACCUCAGAAAGCAUCCAGACCAGGGCAUCCCAUCUAUAGCCACCUGGAGCUUUGAUCUGCUAUCCAAAGGGUCCAGCAUUCUUGGGAGAAAAGACUCUCGCGGAGAUCAACAUUCGAGCUGAAUUUGUGCAACUCUUUCAGAUCAGGUGAGGAAAUUGCAAGAAGUCAGCCAGUUGCACCACAAAUACUACAAAAGAAGACAACGCCUUUCUGAAGAAAGCUUGCUCACUCUUGAGUUCACCAGCAUGGAGAAUUGCAAGAACACCACAGCCGACACCUCUCAAUGCAGCUCCAGUGCAACGCCCAUGGAAUGCUACAUGGUACUUGACAAUUCAGCUCAGACUGUCAUUGCUGUGCUCUGUUGCAGCGUUGGGAGCCUUUGUAUCUUGGAGAACUGUUUGGUGCUAUACCUCAUAUUUUCUUCCCCCAAGAUCCGGAACAAGCCUUCCUACCUCUUCAUUAGCAGCCUGGCUUUGGCAGACACGCUAGCCAGCAUUAUAUUUGUCUGCAGCUUUGUUAACUUCCAUGUUUUCAAUAAGAUUGAUUCAUCGAAGGACAUCUUCUUGCUAAAACUGGGAGGGGUCAACACGUCUUUCACAGCUUCCCUCGGCAGCCUGCUGCUGAUGGCCUUCGACCGGUACAUCUGUAUCCUCAGGCCGACAGAGUACAAAGUCCUUGUCACAAGCAGAAGAGCUGUGGUGGCCCUGGUGAUGCUGUGGAUCACCAUCAUGCUAAUUGCUUUCCUGCCGUUGCUGGGAUGGAACUGUUGCCGCCUGAGCUCCCCCUGCUCUGAGCUGUUUCCUUUUGUCGACAACAAAUAUCUCUCAACCUGGAUUGCCUUGGUGGCCAUCCUUCUGGCAUCUAUUGUCUAUGCCUACAUGAAUGUUCUUUGGAAGGCCCGCAAGCAUGGGGUGUACAUGGAAAAGUACCACAUUCAAACAGGCCAGCAGAACACAAAGGUGAGACUAGAUAUCACGCUUGCCAAGACCUUAGUGAUUGUCCUGGUGGUUCUUGUGAUGUGCUGGUCACCAGCCUUGGCUCUCAUGACUUACAGCAUCUUUGCCGAACUAGACGACUCCAUGAAGCAAGCGUUUGCCUUCUGCAGUACUCUCUGUCUGGUGAACUCUAUGGUGAACCCCGCUAUCUACGCCCUACGGAGUAGGGAGUUGUGCUCCUCCCUGAAAAGAGUCUGCUCCUGUUUUGGAAGACUGCUGGGUGUAUCUGAGAGCAACCCAGAAGUGGAGAGCACUCAGAAGUCCUGCCCAAUCGAAACCAUUUGCGAUGAAUUUGUCACCGGAACAGGGGCAGAACUGAUGAAGGUCUGCACUCCAAAUGGUGUCAAGACUUAUACAUAGAAACUGAUGUUUUAUGCUUUGUUUGAAGGGACUCUAGAGCUUAUUUUCUACAUGAGUUCAACUUGCCCUUUGAGUAUGGCAGCAGUUUUUUUUUAUUGCAAUGAUUUCCCAGUUUAUAGAUCGCAGGAACAAUUCCAUACAAACCAUCAAAUCACCAACAAUGGAUGUCAAGGACAAACAGUAUGAAACCAGGGCCAUUAAAGUGGUCCACCAAGUCUGACCAUUUGCAACAACAGGGUGGCAUCUGGAGAGUUUAUUUGUUAUUUAAUAAAAAGCAAACACUGUGCAAACACAAACUCCAAUUAUCGUGGGCCAGGAUUGGACACACUCAGGGCUACUCAGAUGGACUAACAUAUUGAUGUGUAUUUUACGCUUUGUUAAAGUUGUUUUUAAGUUCUUUUUGGUUGAUGUUUUAUAUUUGUUGUUAGCCGCCCUGAGCCCAGUUUCUAAACCAGGAAGGGCGGGGUAUAAAUAAAAAUUUAUUAUUAUUUAUUAUUAUUAUAUUAAUGUGGCAGAGCAGAAAAAGGUAGAAUGUGACACUUUGGGAGCUGACCUUAGCUGAAGAGAGUUUGGGAGGCUAAUACACAAAUAAAGAAAUACGGGUGCAAAAAUUGGCUUCCUAAGAAUCUCUGCUUUCAUUUUGUGUAGAUUUAUUUAAUUAAUAACAGGUAUCUAGUCCUUAUGACUGAAAAAAUUAUGCUCAGCAGUAUGUGAUAAAUUUGUGCAGGCAUUUCUGAAAUCCAGAGAGGUCUACAUGCAAUUUCCAGUGGUUGUGGGCAGAGCCUCGCCUUGAAUAGUUUCCUGUCCCUCCCCAUCCACAACAAGCAACAGCUGGAACGAACUACAAUGUGCAAAAUAAAAGAAAACUAUGUUGUGCUGGCUGUAGAUUUUUCUGUUAUUUUUAGUACAGAAUCUAAACCAUCUUACUUCUUGAUUCCUAUACUUAAAAGAACACAUAUCAACUCCUGCUUCCAGAUUUCCAGAUGAAGGAUAGAAAGAGAUAACCCUUUUCAUCAACAAAUGACCAAGGCGGGCAGGGAGUGUGUGUGUAGAAUUGAGGAUUAAUGGGUGUCAGAGGAGGACCUAAAGGGCACCUUUGCUUCCCAGGGCAUAAAGUUUGUCCCCCCUGUUCAAUUGGCAAUCAUGUGUACAUGCGC
Zootoca vivipara (common lizard) is the source of this 2780-nucleotide messenger RNA. RefSeq names its product cannabinoid receptor 2 (gene CNR2). Gene Ontology annotation, molecular function: cannabinoid receptor activity. The record is from RefSeq and is a predicted model, not a curated record. Gene Ontology annotation, cellular component: membrane. NCBI's taxonomy places the organism in Eukaryota, Metazoa, Chordata, Lepidosauria, Squamata, Lacertidae. Gene Ontology annotation, biological process: G protein-coupled receptor signaling pathway.